Lingula anatina is the source of this 2339-nucleotide messenger RNA. RefSeq names its product RING finger protein 37. The record is from RefSeq and is a predicted model, not a curated record. NCBI's taxonomy places the organism in Eukaryota, Metazoa, Brachiopoda, Lingulata, Lingulida, Lingulidae. Gene Ontology annotation, cellular component: nucleus. Gene Ontology annotation, molecular function: ubiquitin protein ligase binding; ubiquitin-ubiquitin ligase activity. Gene Ontology annotation, biological process: protein polyubiquitination.
UCUGUUCACACUCGGUACCUGGUGAAUCAAACACGAAAGCAGAAAACCAGUUUUCUUCACCAAAAGAUUAUCAGUGAUAUUGUCUUCCUAUGAGAUAUUACUGAAUAAGAAUGAGAGCACUGUGAUGGGAAGUGCAGAGGAUACAUGUAGCUGCCACACAAAUUAAAUGGCAGUGAAUUUUUGUAUGCCCCAGUUUAAACCAAGGAUCCAUUGUAACACAGUGAUGAGGGAUCAUCAUGAAGUUCAGAAUUUAAUAUCUGAUGACAUUUGGAAGAAAAGAAAAGGGUUCAUUGCUGAAUAUUUUGUGAAGCCUCCUGUGACAAUUACAGUAGAAUUCCCAUUACAUAUUGAGAUUAAAAGUAUUGCCAUAGAUCCUGUUGUUGGAACUCAGAAGUCAUGUAGUUUUGAAAUAUUUACUCACUCUGCUAAGGAGAGACGACUGUGGUUUUCUGACGAGGAGGCAUCUAGUUGUUCAGCUACAGUGGAUGGCAUAUUUACACCUGUUGGCAGAUAUUUUGGUAACAAGGCAGCACCUGUGCUCUUUGUCAACCGUAGAUUCAUACCUAGGGGUAUAUUUAAAAAUAUACCACAGCACAUGCCCUCGCUGGAGUGCCAAACUCUGCAUCAUCAUUAUUAUACAAACUUAUCCAAGGUUAGCCAUGUAUCUGUUAGGAUCAAUAAAACUGAGAACAGCACCUCUCCUGCUAUUGGAAAACUUGAAGUUUGGGGUCAGCCAUCAGCUUCAACAGAUAGGUCCAUUGUUCAACAGGUUUACAGGUUGUUGUUGCCAAAACGCAGUUCUGAGACGGCCCCUACAUCAACGUCGUCAGCAGCAUCAGGCUUCGAUAAUCGGUCACCACCAUUGCCAUCAUCACCAUCAUCAUCAUCAACUUUAUGCACUGAAAUAUCUGAAGGCACAAGUAACUUAGAUAACAGUGACAUUCCAAAUGAGUUCUUGGAUCCCAUCACCUGUAAAGUAAUGGCACUUCCAGUAUUAUUACCUUCUGGGCAGUGCAUUGAUCAGUCUACUUUGGACAAAUAUGUAGCUCAGGAGAGGAACUGGGGCAGACUCCCUAACGAUCCAUUCACUGGGACUGUAUUUAGCCAGAGCAGUGGUCCUGUCCCCAGCUCUGCCCUCAAAGCCAGGAUAGACCAGUGGCUGAUGAGGCACGAGGCAGAGGAUGGUCUCAUGAUGGGGAGAACUGUGGGGAGAGCCACUGACUUACACAACCAGGUACCACAACUCCCUAAACACAAAAAUCUGCCUCAGCCAGGUAGUACAAUUUUUACUAAAGAGCACAGACAGGAUCACAGUAACAGUGAAGACGUAGGCAUUCCCAAUACAGAAAUUAAAGAACCAAGUAUGCUUAAUUUUAAAAGAAAAGCUGCAGAUAGCAACAGCUUGUUAAAAUCUAAAAUGCCAAAACUAAAACCAUCAGUUCCAUUAUCCAAUGCCUCACACCAAGAGAAUCUAUUGUCCAGCCUAGAUUCUGCUCUCAGCAAGACCCUGAAAGGUCUGCCAUCUUUUCAAAAAUUGGAUACCUCCAGCAAUACAACCCCUAUAUUAGAAGAAAGAAAAAUAUGUGCUCAGUGCAAUGUAGAACUACAAACUAUGGUUGCAUUUUAUUCCCUGCCUUGUGAACACUUUCUGUGCAGAAGCUGCUUGUUGAAAUGCUCAAAACAGGACACAGAUUCAGUGAUAUGUGCAAAAUGCUCCAAAUCAUGCAAACGGCAAGAUAUUGUGAGAAAACAUUUAUAACACACUCAUGUUUGCCCAUUACAAAAUUUAUGGUGGCUGCCAAAUUUGCUAGUAUUUAAUUUCAGUUCUUAAGGAAACCGGCCUUUUAUUUCUCAGGAAGUAAUGAAUCCUUGCAAAGAGCAGGAAUUUUAAUAUUAUUGAAGCUGAAUCAUGCAGCCAUAUUGAUAAACAGCAAAAGAAAAAUUAGAUUUUUGAGAUCAAUCCUGCAGAGCAUUACAUCAAGGUAAAAUGCUUAGACAUUCUCCUGUAAUUGUUGAUUAUGUUGGCAUUGCACCGUCUGCUGGACAGUGGUUUUUGGUCCAUUUAUCAAUCACAUGACACUUGAAUUGAUAGUUACAAUGUGCAACAUGGAAAAUUAAAUGAAAAAUGCAAACAUUUUCAAUACAGAUUAUAGGUAAAUUAUAUAAGAAAUAAAGUAAAAUUUACAUGACUGACUUCCUCUUUAUUAUAUUGAUCAUUCCACUGACAAGUUUAGACUCUUAAGGCAGGACUGCAGGUUGGAGAUUUUAUCCUAAAUUAAAGGGCUUAGCUUUUUUAUUCCUGUUGCAUUCAUUUAAUGUAUCUUCAAAACAUCUAAUUA